Molecule: messenger RNA, 1041 nt
Organism: Diaporthe batatas
Lineage: Eukaryota; Fungi; Ascomycota; Sordariomycetes; Diaporthales; Diaporthaceae
Exons: 3
Coding region: 202-741 (179 amino acids)
Source: RefSeq, a predicted model, not a curated record
CUCCCUGCUCCCUCUUAUUUCUCAUGCUUCCUCCAGAGUUAUUCUGCCCGAGUUCUUGCUAUCCCAGUCAACCGAUGUCAUUCAAAUUGACACAGUCUUUUCCAGGUGCAACGAGUUGUUUAGGGCUUAUUUCAUUCACAAAUACCCGGAUCGUGCCCAGCUGCUAAUCAGCCCGCACCGCCGUUCUAGCGACCCACGCAAAUGGUCAUGAUAACUCCCUCGCCUUUUGCCCUUUCCAUGACUCUGCCAUCUGCCGAGAAUGGGCUGUCUCCAGCAACGGGCCAAUACCUGUCAAUGAGCGAGGCUUUGGCUCCACCAUCCUGGUACAUUGGACACAACCCAGGAGUCGUCAGCCAUGGUCCAAUGACACCAACGCGAUGCUACACUGAUCCAAGGUUCAACUCUGUCGAUUCUUCCGCUCCUUAUGCCUCUAGCCCUCCGUUGCCUUCAAUUUAUUAUGAACUUGAUCUCAGAAAGUUUGACGACAUCAUCUGCAUUGUGUUUGGUCAUUUGGAGGCUUCUCGGUCAUCCCAGCAGCUUCAUGGGUCGAAACACAAGACAACUCUCGUCCAGGCACUCGCUCCAAGCCUCUGUUCAACCACCUUCACGCUGGGAUCAAGGGGCCUAAACUACCACGUUAAUCCCGACAAUUCUGUGUAUCGUUGGCACCCCAAUGAAAUCCCGAUUCCUUCUUGGACAAGUUCAAUGCCAGCAAUGUUGGCCCGAAAUUUCGCUAUGUAGCCAAUCCAUCUCACAGCGCCUUCUUCGUCAGGUUCGGCGGUGACUAUCCGCUCUACGCCAAUUCCUUCUUCCCUGGUUCACACCCCAAGGACUGGUACAUAGACGUCUUCAAGCCAGCCCUCACGCUCAGUGAAGACCAAGAACAAUUUAUCACAUCGAUUGUUCGCGAGGAUAUCUCCACUGCUAGGGAAGAAGCUCUGGAGCGCAAUCUCAUCAACAUUCUGACCCAUGAGAUGCUGCAUGUGGUGGGCGUCAGACACUGUGAGGCGCAGCGGUCCGAAACCGAAAAUUGUGUGCGAU